AUGGGGGCCUCUGGAACUGCCAGCUACCAGCAAGUGGAGUUCAUCUCUGGCUUUGCUACUAAGCAAUCACUUGACUUCCUUGCUCUCACUGAGACUUGGAUCACACCAGCCAACACAUCCACCCCUGCUCUCUCCUCAGGCUACUCUUUCACCCACCCACCGAGACCCACUGGCAGAGGUGGUAGUACAAGUCUACUCAUUCCCCCCAAAUGGAGUUUUUCUAUCAACCUGCUGCCACAUUUUACUCCACUGUCUUUUGAAUUUCAUGCUGUGACUGUAACUUAUCUGGUACAAUUACACUUUUUUGUUGUCUACCGUCCACCAGGUCCUUUGGGAAAGUUCUUGGAGGAAUUAGAUCUCUGCCUCUCGAACAUCCCAGAAAACGGCCCCCCACUUGUCCUUCUUGGCGACUCCAACAUCCAGAAAGGGAAGUCAUCUGACUUACUACUUUUACUUUCUUCCUUUGCUCUCUCACUCAGUCCUUCCCCUCCUACUCAUAAAGCUGGUAACCACCUGGAUCUUAUGUUCACCAGAAACUGAUCUACCUCUAACCUCAUUGUCACCCCACUUAACGUCUGCGACCACUUCUUCAUCUCUUACUCUCUCCCACUCUCACGAUCUGACAACCCUAUGUCAUCAAUAGUCUCAGUACCUGUCCGUCAGGUCCCUCUCUCCCUCCUCUAUGGCCUCAUCUGUUUUAUCAGCCCUUCCUUCAUCUGA
This is a messenger RNA of Paralichthys olivaceus (Japanese flounder), 720 nucleotides long. The record is from RefSeq and is a predicted model, not a curated record. Lineage: Eukaryota; Metazoa; Chordata; Actinopteri; Pleuronectiformes; Paralichthyidae.